CGCGAGACUUGAACAGUGCAAAGUUUUCCCACUGUUCUCCAGUCACAACAAACGGCCGCUCGAUAACUUGGAUUCAAACUCUUAUUUCUGCCGACGUGGACGAAGAUGACGGACAGAAGCAACAUCCAGAAACUUCUAGAAAGAAAUAAUGCUGCUAGUUCGACAGGAUUCAAGAUCCAAAGGCGUCGACGAAGAUGACGGACAGCAGAGACUUCCAGAGACAAAGAACGCUGCUCGUCGGACGACAUGAGAAAGGUCUGACAGAUUCUGAUCUAUUAAAGAGUAACUUUCUGGGUUUCACCUCCAACAUCAGAGACCUGCUCCGAUCCAAAGAGCCUCAGAUCGCCCUGAAUCUCAGGGCGAUGGAUGGCGGUAAUGAAGCCGGGGAGGUGAUGGUGUCCCGUCUGCAGAUGGAGGAAGAAACUCCUCCAGACCACAAGUGUCUAGCGCUGUGUGACAGUCUUCACACCUCCAUCCACGACAAAGAAAACAGUCCAAUGAUGAGAGCAGUGUUGUGUUCCCAGGUGUGUAAGGUGUACAGGUUUCAGACGGCGGAUCAGAGAUGGCUGCUGGUGCGGGAACAGAUGUCCGAGACGCCGCUGUCUUUCUCGAUACCCAAACAGCUGCUAAGCGUGCUCAUACACAGCCAUACAAGCAGGGUGCAGGAGGUGAUGGAGCUUGGUGAACUUCCACCCCAAUUGGACAGGAUCCGCCAUGAUAUCAUCAGCCACUGCAACCACCUGAUUGGCUGUUACCAGGAAACAUUCGCUGACCUCGACCUACUCUCAGAGUCGUCCAGUUUUAAGUCGAGCUGCAGUAAAUCAGACCGACAGCUUCAGUUUGUUCCCACCAACCUCCACGCUCAGAGGAUGGAGGUCACCGAGCCCGACAGCACAGGAGGUGUGUGGUAUGAGGUGAUCACCUUCGGGGCUCCAGCUGACCAUCACAAGGGCUUCAAACAUGGAGGACUAAAGAGGCUGCUCAGCAAACACACUCACCUCAGAGACAGCCUUGUGUCUUACUCCCAGGAGGAGAGCUCCAGAGCCAGGCAGCUGCUGGCCAGCAUCGCCCAGCUGCAGCCUCUCGUGUUUGGACUCGCCGAGGAACUGCUCUCCGUCUCUCUGGAGCAGAGCACCGCCCGACUGCAGCCGGUGCUCGACAGCCUCACACAGCAGACGAAGCAAUUUGUCCACGCUUUAAAAGACGAGCUGGUGAGAAGCGCCCUGAUAGCUAGCCACGAUCAUUGCAACCUAAUUGAAAACGCACAUGCUAAUCAGGAGGGGGCGUUGACGCCAGGGCAACAGGACUUCUGGCGACAGGAGGCCGAUUACAACGAGGAGGAAUGGGACAGGGCGUGGGCGAACGUCGGCAUGAGCCUGAACUGCAUCAUCGCCAUGGGCGACCGGCUGCUGGGGAAAGAGGAAGAGACAUCAUCAGAGAACCAGGAAGUCAGCGGUGACGAAAACUUCCAAAACACCGCCUCCUGGCAGGAGCAGCUGCUCCCCCUGGUGGUGACUCUGAGGGACUGCGUGCGGGAGGCGGUGCUAAAGGCUCGCGUGGCCAUGACCUUCGUGCUGCUGCAGGCGGCAGCGGCCGGGACGGUCUCUGAGGGAACGACGCACCUUGUGCAGCGACGCCAAGCGGUGUUCAGCCAGGCGCUGUCGGCGUUGGUGUGUGGUUUUGUGUUGCGGUUGUUCGCCUCUCUGCAGGAUCAGGACUUCCUGCAGCAGAUGAUCUCUGCCGGACUCCUGGUGCAGUUUGAGGCCCUGCUCAGCACCUACGGUGAGGAGGUAGGGAUGCUGGAGGACAUGGAGGUGAGUGUGUCUGAUCUGAGCCGAGUGAUGUUCACUAUCAUCGAAGCCAAAAGUGAAGAACCAGAAGAACUGCUGCCAACCCUGAGAGGAGAAUGGGGCAGUCUGGUCGUCGAGGUGCUGUUGCCUCCAGAGAUGUUCCGGUCGUUGCCGCAGGAUGUGAGAGACGGACGUUUGAUCCGAGUUCAUCCGGUCCUCUUCAACAUCGGGAUCAACCAGCAGCAGAGUCUGGCUGAGAGAGUUAUUGGUGUUUGUGGUUUGAGGUUUGGGGACAGCUCUCUACAGGAGAGAGUGAACCAGCAGAGCUGCGAGCGUCUGAGGGCUUACUGCAACACGCUGAGAGACACGCCAGUGACGGCUGGUGUGCAGUCUCUGUCGAACCUGUUGUCGUCCCUGGAUCGCAGCGUGGAAGCAAAGAAGAGGAAGAACGUGGAGGUUCUUUGGAUCGCUGCCGCAGUGUGUCGUGCGGUGCGCGGUGUGCGUCUCACGAGCUGUAAGAGUGCGAAGGACCGCACGGCGAUGUCUGUGACUCUGGAGCAGUGUGUGUUACUGAGAGAGAAACACACACUCUGCAACACACACUUCAGCACCGCACUGCACUGCAUGAGGAGGGACGGCUGCAGGAUGGAGAACGUGCAGAAGAACGUGGGCAGCAGGAAGUUCGCCUUCAGCGGUGUUCAGCUGCUCACCUUCCCCAAACUGUACCGCCCUCCGGAGGGCAGCUUCGGAUAGAAACUCACUGACUGUUACCUCAAUACUGUACAGAUAUUUCUAUAUAUGAUCAGAUGUUUGUUUUAUUAUGUAAAGUGUGUGUUGUUUUAUAUAGUUGUAUUUUAAUGUUGCUGUGCUGGUAUCUGCAGGUGUUUGAUCCACAAACAUGUUUCUGCAUUAAAUGAACAUUUGAUUUA
This is a messenger RNA of Eleginops maclovinus (Patagonian blennie), 2719 nucleotides long. Its product is annotated as type II inositol 3,4-bisphosphate 4-phosphatase-like. Gene Ontology annotation, cellular component: cytoplasm. The coding region runs from base 195 to 2543 and encodes 782 amino acids. The record is from RefSeq and is a predicted model, not a curated record. Gene Ontology annotation, molecular function: phosphatidylinositol-3,4-bisphosphate 4-phosphatase activity. Lineage: Eukaryota; Metazoa; Chordata; Actinopteri; Perciformes; Eleginopidae. The transcript has 21 exons.